GUGUGUGCUUGUCCCUCUCACCUGUGGGACGGCUCCUCUUGCCCUGGCAGUGACAGUGUGUGAGCGACUUCCGCAACCCCACCUUGCACCUCUAGUCCUCAGGUGCCACCGCUGUGGACUAAUCUCAAAGGAAAUCACAACACCACACAACACCUGAACAGCCAAGCAUGAAGAGCCAGAGGGGACCAACAGACGCAAUGGAAGGAGUUACUGUGAAUAGGUUCGCUGAAGAAGCUCCAUCAUCCGGGAGGUCUAAGAAUGGAUAUGUGUUCCAGGAGAUGGAACUUCAAGAUGAGGAGCAAGAGGAGUUUAGGGAAGGUCAAAAUGGACGACAGAGUUCAUCCAGUCCCACAGAGGAUCACAGUCACUAUGACAAUCAGACAGAAGUGAGCGUUUCAGACUGCGAUGACUCAGGAUUCGGUCUCCUGAAUACAUCAAGAAAAUAUGUGAAGCUGAUGAACUUCCAGGAGGAAGUGAGGGCCCACAGGGACCUGGACGGCUUCCUGGCGCAGGCCAGCAUCCUGCUGGACGAGAAGGCGGCGUCCCUGGACGAGGUGCUGCGGCGCAUGUUUCAGCACGUAGCUAACGAUGGGCAGGCGAGCUGCAGCUCGGACGAGGUGAUGAACGGCCUGUUCACGGAUGCUGGCGGAAAAGGGGCCAAUGUGCAUCUGUUGACGGAGACCAUCCAGGGGGUGACCGCCACAGCUACGGGGGUGCGCUACCAGCAGUCUUGGCUCUGCGUGCUCUGCACUGUGAAGAGUCUGCAGAGGCGCUGUGUGUGUAUCACACGGCUGGAGAGGCCACAGAACUGGGGGGUGAACUGUGCUGAGGUCCGCUACGUCAUCCUCAUCCUCGCCCCACCCAGAACGAAAAGCACAAAGACAGCCAUCGAGUUGGGCCGCACGUUUGCCACCAUGUUCUCCGACAUCUCCUUCAGACAGAAGCUCCUGGACACCAAGAGCCAGGAGGAGUUCAAGCAGGAGCUCAUGUGCCAGAGGCAGAACCACUCCUCGGCGGUGAAGAAGCCUGCAGUGGAGGAGAAAGACCUGCACAGCAAGGAGCCGCUCAAGUUAAGGGAGUUCCUUCGGUUUGGCCGCGGCAUGUAUGAAGACCUGUGUCGCAGACUGCCUCACUACCCCUCGGACUUCACAGACGGUAUGUGGGGUAGUAACAGAUCGUGGUUGAAAUACACCACCACGUCCAUCUACUUAUACAUAGCCAUCUUACUGCCUGCCAUUUCCUUUGGCUCUCUGAAUGAUGAGAGCACCAGGGGAGAGAUAGACGUACAGAAGACCAUCGUUGGUCAAUGCAUCGGAGGGGUCAUCUAUUCUCUUUUGGCCGGCGCUCCAAUGGUCAUUCCCCUAACAACUGCGCCGCUGGCCAUUUAUAUCAGUGUGAUCCGUGGUAUUUGUGAUGAUUAUGACCUGGAUUUCCCGGCCUUCUACGCCUGCACUGGACUGUGGAACAGUCUCUUCCUUAUUCUGGCAGGGGUCUUCAAUGUCAGCCUCUUCAUGAAGCUCUUCAGACGCUCCAUAGAGGAGAUAUUUGCCAUGUUCAUUGCCAUCGCUUUUGUGGGUGAUGCGGUGAAAGGCACAGUGAAAGUCUUCCAUAAUUAUUAUCAUGCCCCUGAGCUCAACGGUACUUUGGGGGAGUUGGAGCACCUAGUGGAGAUGGUCCAGAACUUCACCUCACACUCUCCAAACCUCACCAAUCACCUGACCCUUCCUGCGAAGCUCAUCUUGUGCACAAGGGAGCGCCCAAUCCUCUGCCUCCUUCUGAUGCUAGGCACGCUGUGGCUAGGCUAUGCCCUCUUCCUCAUUAAGAGGAGCCCUUUCCUGCAUGCCAGAGUGAGGGAGGUGGUGUCCGACUGUGCGCUGCCCAUCUCCGUUCUCGUCUUCUCUUUUAUCGGCUCUUAUCUCUUCAUCGAUAUUGAGCUUCCUGUGUUCAACUUCUACCACGGCCCCAUGUUCAAUGUGGCCUCCUUCAGCAGGCUGUCACCCUUGAACGCCCUGAGUGCUUUGGGCCUGGGCUUCCUUCUAGCCAUGCUGAUAUUCGUCGACCAGAACAUUGUAUCGUCCCUUACCAAUGCUCCAGAAAACAAGUUGGUGAAGGGUACAGCCUACCACUGGGACCUCAUCCUCACAGGCUGCAUCAACAUCAUGAUGUCCAUGCUGGGGUUGCCAUGGAUGCAUGCUGCCAUACCGCACUCCACGCUCCACGUGCGUCAGCUGGCGGUGGUGGAGCAACGUGUCGAAGGAGGCCAUCUCUAUGAAACGAUUGUAAGCGUGAAAGAGACCAGACUCACUGCUCUGGCAGCCAACGUGUUCAUCGGGCUGUCUGUGUUCCUGCUGCCGGUGCCACUGCAGUGGAUCCCCAAGCCUGUGCUCUACGGCCUCUUCCUCUACAUCGCCCUCACCUCCAUCGAGGGCAACCAGAUGUUUGACCGCAUGGCACUCCUGCUGAAGGAACAGACGUCUUAUCCUCCAACACACUACAUCCGGCGAGUGCCCCAGAGGAAGGUGCACUGCUUCACGGCCCUGCAAAUGGCCCAGCUGACUGUGCUCUGUGCCUUCGGCAUGUACCCGAUACCCUACAUGAAGAUGAUCUUCCCUCUUCUCAUCAUCCUGCUCAUUCCAAUCAGGAAUUUUAUCUUGCCAAGCAUAAUUGAUGCAAAAUACUUGGACAUCAUGGAUGCUCAACAUGUGUGAACAAACAAAAUAUGCUGGACUAAACAAAAUAUCUGAUGCUCUUGAAAGUACAGGAGGAUGUGAUGUUUAUAAAAAUGCUGUUUAAUAUUGUUUGCGGGGGUGCUGUUAGAAUUGGUGGGUCCUAUGGAAGAAUAUAAUAUCGGGCCCAUCCAAUAAUAAUAAUGUUGGUCAUUAUGUUCCUUGGAGUCAUCAUCAGAUGACCCAUGCUGACGAUGUGGCUGACACAGAGAUACCAAAGGCUAUCCUCAGAUGUGAUCGUCUACCCUGAGUGAACUUUAUUCAUUUUAUAACCACUUUCUCAUUGUCAUCUUGCCAUCCUAUCAAGGUUAUGUUAUAAUAUUUUAUGUGCUCCAGUACUAUAUCACAUUUGAGUCUACAAUUACUUAUCAUGGGAAUGAAAUCAUCCAUUUCCUUUUGCAGAUGCACUGUUCUUAUCAUGUAGACACACCUAGUUGACUCACAAAAACAUAUCUGUGCUUUAUUGGAGGUGGGAUUUGUUUUGAUGUCUUUCUUUCAGGUGGAAAUUAAUGUAGAACUUAAGAGAAUUUUUUUCAAAAAAGAAAUACAUUCCUUUAAGACUUGUGCGAUGUUAUGUGGUUUGCCACCAUAUUGGCAUCUUGUAAGAAUAUUGUGUAAUUGAAUUAUUAAAAAUACAUACAGUAUUAA
Messenger RNA from Alosa sapidissima (American shad), 3374 nucleotides. Its product is annotated as sodium bicarbonate transporter-like protein 11. The transcript has 20 exons. Gene Ontology annotation, cellular component: plasma membrane; basolateral plasma membrane. The coding region runs from base 168 to 2708 and encodes 846 amino acids. Gene Ontology annotation, molecular function: solute:inorganic anion antiporter activity. NCBI's taxonomy places the organism in Eukaryota, Metazoa, Chordata, Actinopteri, Clupeiformes, Clupeidae. Gene Ontology annotation, biological process: transmembrane transport; monoatomic anion transport; monoatomic ion homeostasis. The record is from RefSeq and is a predicted model, not a curated record.